AGGCGCCGCGCCGCCGCCCGUCAUGGCUGCUGAGGUAACUUCUGAGGAUGCUCUUGAUCCGAUAUGGCUUUGAUUAGUCUAAAAAGCUUCCUGCUUUGUUCAUCCAGCACAGCAGCAAGCAGAUCUCUGGUGAUGACCCUAAGCAAAAGUUUGAAUUUUAUCAGUGGGCAGCAAAAGUCCCAAAAGUAUAGCUCCUCAGCCAUGAGGAUGCUAUCCUCCAAAGUUAAAUCUCAGUACAUGGUGUAUAGGAGCAACCAUGUACAAUUGCGGAUCCAGUCUCUUUCUCUUAAUGAAACAGUGCAUCUUUGUGGAGGUCCUGAGAACAGUCCUAUAUCUGAUAACAGGUGGAUGGAUGAACAGAUGUUUUUCGAGAAGUUGAAGGGCCUUGAUACAUCCAAAGAGAUUUUUAAAUUCCUUAGCUCUCUGGAAGUCAUGUCUGAUAUCAUGGCAGCAGCAGCCCUGCAGAGGAUUUUUGAAGUUGAGGUGGACGGCGAUGGACUGAAAAACUUUGAAGGAGUGUUAGAGAAUGAAGUUUUCAGGGCAUUGUGUUUUCAGUUGGAAUAUGAAUCCUCAAAACUGUCAAACACUGGGCUGUUGAAUGCAUUGCACGCCUUGAUAAAACUGCGUAUAGAUCCCCAGAGUUCACUAGUUGCAAGCUUACUUUCAGAGAGUCAAGAACGGCUUGGUAAAGGACAGCUGACCAUUAAAAACCUAUGUAAUCUUGGAGAGACUUUGCUUGAGUUGGAAGGCCCAAGUUGUGCAACACUGGAACAAAUUUUAAACCACGUGCAAGGAAAAGACGUUGAGGAGUGGAGUCCUAGUGAAAUGGUAAUGGUUUAUAGGAUGCUGCAGAUGAGUGUCAGAGAAGGGGAACAGUACCAAGACUUGCUAAACAGAAUGAACAACGUCACUUUAACCAUAGCUUCCCAGCUAAGCCCAAAGUUCACGAGUAUAGUAUUGAAUUCACUGGUUGUUCUUCAACAGACUCAGGCAGUUCCCUUAGUCAUAACACUAUGUAAGCAUUCAGUGAAGCAUGUUCCUUAUUUCACAGAUGAUGAACUGGUUAACGUACUGGAAGCCUUCCUGUACUUUGGACAUCGUGAGCAAGUUUUUACAGAAGCGCUGGAAACACAUGUUCCCAAGUCUGUUUUUAGCAUGCAUCCUGAAACAGUCAGCAAAGUCAUGAAGUAUUGCUGCCAAAAGAUGAUCCUUUCAAAGCCCAUCUUUGAUGCAGUGGCAGAGUGUUUCAUUUCCGAUGCUGAUGGAUUUACCACCAACCAGAUUGCUGAGUGUAUUGUACCAUUUGGGACUCUUAACUAUCUUCCUCCAAGCACUUCUUCGUUCUUUGGGAAACUUGAAAGUAUACUACAUACUCGCUUUAGCCAGUUUCAGCCUCACACCUUGCUGAGCCUUCUGCACUCAUGUGUCCUUAUUCAGCGUUACCCAGUAAAUUUUCUGCCGAAAAUAUUUAGUCCCUAUUUUCUGCAACAGCUUCAAGCUCAGCCACCUGGUUUGGACAGAAUUGUUACCUCCCAGCUAACCCGGCUUUUUCUAACUGCUACCUUGGAGUGCCCAUUUUACCAGGGCCCUAAACUCCUUCCAAAGUAUCAAGUAAAGGCCUUUCUCAUGCAUAGCUGUUCUCUGGAUGUUCACCUCCUCAACAGAGUGAAAACUGGACUGCUUUCCUUACUGAAAAAAAGAAUAUAUUUUGCAUCAGAGGUAUCAACACCAUAUUUCUAUACUGUUGAUAUUGAAAUUAAAUUAGAUGAAGAAGGCUUUGUAUUGCCUGCUGCCCAGUGUGAAGAGAUAAACAGACGAAUUGCCCUCUGUGUUGAUGGUCAAAAUAGAUUUUGCAUUAACAGCCACCACCUACUGGGAGAAGAAGCUAUUAAACAGAGGCAUCUUAAGUUACUUGGUUAUGAAGUCGUGCAGGUAAAGUCUAAAGAGAGCAGUUUGCUUUUGCUAUGGCUAACAAAACAAGUGAAAAUGACUUGUUUACAAUGGUUAAAGCUGUUGUUGCAAUUACUUCCCAAGGCAGAUAAAGUCUUGCCCUUUCUGUUGUCUUCUGUCUGCCUAGCUUUUGCCUUUUGGGCAUCUGUUACAUAAAUUCCUUUCUUUUUUCUUGGAUUAAUGUUUUCUUUCUGCACAAACUUUAGCUUUGUGAAAGAGUACAUGUCUGCAGUAAUUAAGGUUCACAUAUUGCCUUAAGUGAGAGUGUUGUCUAAGAGUUAAAUAAGAUCAGGAUUUUUAAUUAAAUACUUUUUUAAAAGAUCUGAAUAGGGAGCUUAAAAAUGGGAAAAAGGGGAACUGCUUUGUGUUGCAACUAAAACAGAGGAAUUCCUUUAUUUUGCAUGUUGAAUAAAUCGUCGUUUUUAUUAUUUUUUUUCUUUAAACUUUUAAACAUAUUUGGGAUGUAAAAAGUUACUUGUAGAUUUUCAAGAUUAGUUUUCUAUUUAUAAUCAUUUACUGCCUAAACCUAACUCCUUUAUAUAUAACUUAGUUUUAACUGUAAUGAACAUUGCUCUUUGUUUUGCAGUAACCUCCAUUCUGGUGAUUCUGACAGGAUUAACAUGUCAAUAAUAUACUUAGUAUUGAAGGUUUAAAAUUAAAGAAGACGACUCUUUGACAUGUGAUUUUACAUCUGCUUAAUGAAAAUUUAUCUUAAAGGUUACUGAAUCUAACUCAGUUGUCUAUUGAAAGAUAUUUCCAGCAAUCGUUUUUCUAUUUCAUUUCCAGAUCCCAUUUUUUGAGAUAGAGAGUCUAAAAAAUAGCAGAAAAAUGGCAGCAUAUCUACGCAAGAAAGUCUUUCCUUGUGCAUAUGGAC
This is a messenger RNA of Struthio camelus australis, 2824 nucleotides long. NCBI's taxonomy places the organism in Eukaryota, Metazoa, Chordata, Aves, Struthioniformes, Struthionidae. The record is from RefSeq and is a predicted model, not a curated record.